AUGAUCAGGGAGCUCACUGUAGAGGAUUCUGGAACGUACAAAUGUGGAGUUUAUAAAUCUGGCUUUGACGUCUUCACACCAGUGGAACUGAAGGUAGAGGAAGAUCUGUCCUACGAGAAGAGCAUCAGUGUCACUGGCCAUGUAGGGGGAAGUGUGAACAUCAGCUGCAAAUACCCACAAUCCCACAGCAGUUACCCCAAGUUUCUCUGUAGGAGAGUGGGCACUGUUAACUGUAGUUAUGAAACAUCAGUUAAAGAGAGCAGAAGAUGGAGAAAUGAAGGGAAACUGUAUCUACAUGAUGAUGGAAAGCAGACCUUCACUGUGAUCAUCAACCGUCUGACUGAGGGAGACUCUGGUGAAUACUGGUGUGGAGCUGAAUCAGACUGGACAUCUGACCAUGGAUACAAGGUUUUUAUCACACAGAUCAACCUCACAGUUACUGGUUCAAUAUCAAAACCUGAAACACAAUCAACCUCUUCAACAUCUGAAACAGCAGUGAAUUCCUCCUUUAAAACAUCCAUAGAUAUUCCACCCCAGUCAUCAACAUACAUCAGUUCACUGACCACAGAACCAACCACAUCCUCAACAUCUAAAAGCCCAUCAUCUUCAACGUCUGCUUCUGCUUCCUCUGUGACGACUGCUGUGUCUGUUCUGAUUCUGGUGCUGCUUCUGAUUGGACUCGCAUUUCUCAUACUGUGUUUACAAAAGAGAGGCAAGAUUCAAGAGACAGUUGCAGUGCACGGUUCAGGGCCGCUGAUAUCUGAGCUGGUGUUAGUCUGUGAUCCUGAACUCAGAAUGAAGAUCCUCCUCAUCUUCACCCUCUUCCUGAUUUCAGUAGGUGGAGGAGAAUCAGAGAGAGUGAUGGGAUAUUCAGGAGGAGGAGUCCUCAUCAAGUGUAGAUAUGAGACACAAUACACAUCAAACCCAAAGUACCUCUGUGAGGCUCCAUGGCCCUGCAUGACGAAGCCAAUUUGGACAGACGCUAAAAAUGAGUGGAUACACAGUGGAAGAUUCUCACUGUUUGACGACACCAGAGCUGCACAGUUCUGGGUGGUGAUCAGGGAGCUCACUGUAAAGGAUUCUGGAAAGUACAAGUGUGCCGUUGAUAAAGAUUUGGCCAUUGACGUCUACACACCAGUGGAACUGAAGGUAGAGGAAGAUCUGUCCUACGAGAAGAGCAUCAGUGUGACUGGCCAUGUUGGAGGAGGUGUGAACAUCAGCUGCAAAUACCCACAAUCCCACAGCAGUUACCCCAAGUUUCUCUGUAGGAGAGUGGGCCCUGUUAAUUGUAGUUAUGAAACAUCAGUUAAAGAGAGCAGAAGAUGGAGAAAUGAGGGGAAACUGUAUCUACAUGAUGAUGGAAAGCAGACCUUCACUGUGAUCAUCAACCGUCUGACUGAGGGAGACUCUGGUGAAUACUGGUGUGGAGCUGAAUCAGACUGGACAUCUGACCAUGGAUACAAGACCUAUAUCACACAGAUCAACCUCGGAGUUACUGGAACAGCAUCACCCUCAACAUCACCAUCAAGCCCUGCUGCACAGACCAGAGAAAUAAACGCCCCUACAACUACAAUAAAAUCCUCAUCCAAGACUUCAACAGAAAUUCUACCACAGUCAUCGACAUACAUCAGCUCACUGACCACGAACCCAACCACAUCCUCAAUGCCUAAGACCAUACCAUCUUCUUUGUCAGUUUCCUCUGUGCUCACUGGUGUGUCGGUGAUUGUGUUGCUGCUUCUGUUUGGACUCUUAUUCUUCAUAGUCUUUCUUAGAAGGAGAGGCAAGACUCAAGACCCAGGCACAACCCAAAGCCAGUUCUUCAGAGGAUUCUCAGCUGUCCACAGGCUGGAACAUCUACGGAAGGCCCAACAUACGCAACAGUGA
Molecule: messenger RNA, 1884 nt
Organism: Pygocentrus nattereri (red-bellied piranha)
Lineage: Eukaryota; Metazoa; Chordata; Actinopteri; Characiformes; Serrasalmidae
Product: polymeric immunoglobulin receptor-like
Exons: 13
Coding region: 1-1884 (627 amino acids)
Biological process (GO): positive regulation of calcium-mediated signaling; positive regulation of phagocytosis, engulfment; positive regulation of microglial cell activation
Cellular component (GO): plasma membrane
Molecular function (GO): transmembrane signaling receptor activity
Source: RefSeq, a predicted model, not a curated record